Molecule: messenger RNA, 3854 nt
Organism: Gymnodraco acuticeps
Lineage: Eukaryota; Metazoa; Chordata; Actinopteri; Perciformes; Bathydraconidae
Gene: crtac1b
Product: cartilage acidic protein 1b
Exons: 14
Coding region: 1-1905 (634 amino acids)
Biological process (GO): axonal fasciculation
Molecular function (GO): calcium ion binding
Source: RefSeq, a predicted model, not a curated record
AUGUUGUUGUGGCUGGUUUUGUUCCUGCCUUCCAUCUCCUCGGCUCAGCGAUCAGAGCCCAUGUUCUCAGCUAUAACCAAGACCGUCCUCCCUCCCGACUAUGACAACAACCCCACCCAGCUCAACUAUGGCGUGGCCGUCACCGAUGUGGAUGGGGACGGAGACCUGGAGAUUUUUGUAGCUGGCUUCAACGGCCCGAACCUGGUGCUAAAGUACGACAAGCAGAAGAAAAGGCUUGUCAACAUCGCUGUCGACAACCGUAGCUCCCCAUUCUACGCCCUGAGAGACCGCCAAGGCAACGCCAUCGGAGUGACAGCGUGUGACAUCGAUGGAGAUGGUCGGGAGGAGAUUUAUGUGCUAAACACCAAUAACGCAUUCUCUGGUCGAGCAACAUAUUCUGACAAGCUGUUUAAGUUCCGCAAUGGACGCUUUGAGGAUCUGCUGAACGAUGACAUCAACGAACACAGAGAUGUGGCCAACCGUAUGGCUGGGCGCUCAGUGGCCUGUGUGGACAGGAAGGGUUCAGGGCGUUAUGCCAUCUACAUCGCCAACUAUGCCAGUGGCAACGUGGGCCCUCAUGCUCUCAUUGAAAUGGACGAGGCAGCGAGUGAUCUUUCACAGGGCGUCAUUGCCCUGUCCAACGUGGCAGAGGAGGCCGGUGUCAACAAAUUCACUGGGGGGCGAGGUGUUGUGGUGGGGCCCAUUGUCAGUCAAUCCCUGUCCGAUGUGUUUUGUGACAACGAGUACGGUCCCAACUUCCUGUUCAAGAACAAUGGAGAUGGAACAUUUACUGAUGUGGCGCAGCAGGCUGGUGUGGAGGACCCCAUGCAGCAUGGCAGAGGGGUUGCUCUGGCAGACUUCAACCGUGACGGCAAGACAGACAUCGUCUACGGGAACUGGAACGGGCCUCAUCGCCUUUACAUGCAGCUGAAUAACCGCAAACAGAAGUUCAAGGACAUAGCAUCCCAGAAGUUUUCUAUGCCGUCACCGGUUCGCACCGUCCUGGCCGCUGACUUCGACAACGACAACGAGAUGGAGGUCUUCUUCAAUAACAUUGCCUACAGGGGCCCCUCCGCCAACAGGCUCUUUAGGGUGAGCAGGAGAGAGCAUGGAGACCCCCAGAUAGAAGAGCUGAAUAUUGGAGAGGCAGCAGAGCCUGAAGGACGGGGAACCGGAGCUGUAGCCACAGACUUUGAUGGUGAUGGGCGUCUGGAGCUGCUGAUAUCUCAUGGUGAAAGUGCAGCUCAGCCUCUCUCUGUCUACAAAGUCAACCAGGGGCUCACUAACGCCUGGCUGCGGGUGAUUCCCAGAACCAAGUUUGGUGCUUUUGCCAGAGGAGCUAAGGUGGUGCUGUACACUAAAAAGAGCGGCCCGCACACACGGAUCAUCGACGGUGGCUCAGGGUACCUGUGUGAGAUGGAGCCGGUAGCCCACUUUGGCCUUGGUAAGGAUGUUGCCACCAAUGUGGAGGUGUACUGGCCAGAUGGUCGUUCAUCAGCACGACCCCUGGAGCCUUCAGACAUCAACACAGUGAUGGAGAUCCACUAUCCGAGAGACGAGGAGGAAAUCACUCCUACUGUGGAAAUAGAGUGCGGUCAUGGGUUUGCUCUGAAUGAGAAUGGCCGCUGCACAGAUAAAGAUGAGUGUACCCAGUUUCCUACUGUGUGCCCCUCUGACCGCCCCAUCUGCACCAACACCUAUGGCAGCUAUAAGUGCCGCGCCAAGAGGAGAUGCAACCAGGGCUUUGAGCCCAACGACGAUGGGUCAGCCUGCGUGGCCCAGGUGGCUUACUUUGGGGGAACACGGUCUUCUGGGGAACGCAGACGGUCAGGACUUUCUUACUGGAUGCUCCCCAUCUCCGUGCUACCACUCGUCUCCACCCACCUCCAGACUGGACUACUGUAGCCAACACUGUCUGCUCCCCUUCCUAACACUCUCCACUGCUAAAUGGGGGAGUACAGAAACUCUUUGGAGAACACCUUUCACUGAGCAUCUACUCCUUCUUCUCCUAUGUGGAUCUCUGCUAUCUUUUUCCAUCUGUUAUUUACAGCUUUGCCCCCUCCUCACUGCCGCUAUGUGUCUAUGUACCUCUUGGCUCCCGGCCCCUUCUGGACUAUAACAAAACACACAGCAGGGAGCAUGCUCGCUGGGAGCGACGGGGUUCAGAACUAACUGUGUCACACCCGCACAGCCCUCAUGUCAUCACCUGGCACUUAUCUUAGUGGGACCUGAACUGAGGCCAAGUCAAUAAGUGGAGCAGCGUACAGUAAACUCUGCGCAUACAGUACAGUAGACCACCUUCAUUAGAGACCCGCUGAGAGCCCAUCUGUGUCUGCACAACGCCACCACGUUAAUCUUUACAAUGUCAAUCUCAUUCUUGUUAUGGGCUCACUGGGAGGCUGAGGAACACCAGGUCUCCAAGCUUUUAGGCUCAGUGUUUGUGUGUGAGUAAGUGUGUGUGAGCGUACAGCGUCCAAAGAGGCAGUCGGGUAGAGAACAUACGCCAGACCAUCUGUCGCCGAUGGUAGGUUACAUUUUGUUGCUUAUGAAUAAUACAACAGCACAGUGAAGAAUAUAAACACACUUGUAUGUGUGUGUGAGCACAAUAAUUGUCAGGGACAAUUGUAAUAUUUUUAAGUAAAUAGCAGUAAGGUGUAGAUGAAACGCAAUUUACUAAGCAAAGUUAAAGCAUUUGCAAAAUAUUGCAGAACUGUAUAUUUUAAAUGAGUGUCAGCUUUAAAUAUUUAUUGCAAAAAGUAAUCCCCCUAAUUUGUUGCCAUCUAAAAAAACAAUUGGCUGGUUAGAAUAAUGCGAAGACAAAAGGGAGAGGGUGUGGAUUUUCAUGGACCAUUACUUUUUUCUUAAAUAAGAUAUUUUCUACAACAUAAUAUACUUUAACUGAUGAGGCUGGUGAUAUUUCAUAUUUUUGUCGUCAACAAAUUAAAUGAAUAGACAAAAAUCAAUGAUGCGCGAGUCAGUCUUCAGAAUGUCUUUAAAACAGCUGGGGCAGUGUAGUUAAAUAUAAAUAAAAACUUUUGUCCAUCACUGUAAUGUAAAGCGAUCGCUGUUAAUGGUAAAGCCCGGGGGCCUCAUUUAUAAACGGUGGCGUACGCUCAAAAGAUGGCGUACGCCAGUUUCUACGCAAUGUUUGCGAUUUAUAAAAAACAAACUUGACGGGAAAAUGUGCGGUCCUCCACGCAAACUCUGACCCAUGCAUACGCACUACGCACAAAAACGCGAGGGACGACAAAGUACGACACCAUGGCGGAAGAAAGAAUGGAGAGAAAUAUGUGGAAAUAAUACCAUAAAUAUAAUAUUACCUCUCAUGUAUCAUACAAUAAUUCAUUUGCAAACAUUGAUUAAACCCAAUCUUAAAAUUAUUAAACAAACUGCGACUCCUCAGUGCACACAAAAACCUAACUUGGAGAAAUAAAUAAGGAUAUGUUAUUGAAAACCACCUCGAAUAUGUUGUCUUAAUGUUAUGACAUUUAUUCUCAUAAAUGAUGCGGUAUGCAUAAGGACAGAAUUACGUCUAAACUGAGGCCGUUUUGUAUUAUAGGUUGUAUACGAGAAUGGUUUUAUAUCAUGUUUAAUCAUGUUUUAUGCCGUUUGCUAAGACUUGAUAAGUCGCUCAUAAAACACAGGAGGUAUGGAGACUAAGAGCACCAUAUAUUUGGUAGAUUUGUCAGCUGAUAUAACUCAACACAUUAGUUUUAUUUCAUUUAACUGGUGAUAGAGUUUCUGCGGGGCUGAGACGCACAGGCUGCAGUGGAGACGCUGCGCAGCUGAUCGACAGCUGGAACACAAACCACCAAAUAAAAAAAUAAACAUGAAUCGACUCCACUCCGCAGGGA